GUAUCAUGUCAGUCUUGGUGUUAAUUGCUGUAAAUGUGUUGACAGUGUUUGAUCUUCUACUUAGAACCAGCAUUUCAUUUUGCCCCCCUCUAAAGUGCCACUGAACCAAACAUUUGGGCGGGGAUAAACAAUUCGUGGGCGGAGUUUAACCCGUGUGCAGGAGCCACGGUGGGCGUGAGUUGAAAACUUUUUUGACAGCUGUUAAAGCACGUCUCCUCGGUUGUGGGGCGUGGUCAAACGCCUUAGUGGGCGUAUCCUUGCAGAUUUCACGUCUGAUAAACAGAGCCAGGAUAAACGCUGUAAGAAACCUGCGGCAGUGAGCGGCGUUAAUGCCGGGUGAACAUGAACCCAGGACAAGAAGUCCAGCCGUGUCGAGUGGACCUGAAGACGUGAAGGGAACGACGUGAAAAAAAUGUUGAAGGAGCCAAGUUAAACCUGGAGCACCACUCACAACAUGUCGAUAUGUCCUGGAGAUAAGAUAGAGCACUCGAGUUACUCCAUAUCUGCUUCUUAGUGGUGCUUUUAUUGCAAUCCAGGGUCUAAUCGUGAGAAGCUCCUGCAAACAUCAGACUUUUUCUUUCCUGGACCCAGUACAUUGGAAUUGCAUGAUGAUGAUGGAGACGCUGACGGACGUGUUACUGGUCACUGCCAAUGUUGGCUCUUUAUUUGACAAUCUGGGUCAAAUCCAGAACAGCUGGCUGCUAGAAUUCUACACGACCGUGGACACUCACAAGCCCCGCUUCAUCGCCCUGCAUUUUCAGGAGGUUGGGGGGAAAGACUACAAAACCAACAUGACUCACGCUGAAAACUUCUUCUGGACCAUCGAGUCCAGCAUGGAGAUGUCAGAUUUUGAUCGAGUGUGCAUCUACAUUGAUAGCGACUUUGAGACAGAGGACAACUUCACGGCCCUCGGGAGCAUUUACUUCAUCCACAAAUCUCUGGAGAACGUCCAGCAGUACGAUUUUAGUGCGAAGGAGUUCAGAUUGGUGUCAGGACGCAACAAGUACGCAGAUUCGCUGUACGGAGUCACGACGGUGGAGAAGGAGAAGUUUCAGAGAAACUUUUGGCCAGAUAGAAAGUGGUCAAGGAAAGGCUACAUGAGGACACGUUGGCUUAUUCACAACCAGGGCCUGGACUUGGUGAACGUGCACCUUUUUCAUGACGCUUCGAACCUCGUAGCCUGCAAAUGCAGUCCCUCUGUGUACUCGACUUACAGACAGAAAGCUCUCCGUUACGUCAUCAGCAGGAUAUCUAAUGACUUCGGACCACUGCCUUUCUUCCUGUUUGGAGAUUUUAACUUCCGCCUCGAUACACUAAGACUAGUACAGGACCUCUCUACGACUGCAGAAGUGCAGAUGGUGAUGGACAGCACAAACGAAGUGGAGAAAAUCAUCUACAAGGAAAAAGGCAACGACCACAAGGUGCUGUUUCAAAUAGAGACUAAGCAGUUUUUAUACCUGCACCAUAAACUCUUCAGAGAGGACACUGGACAAAAGCUCCUGGAGUAUGACAGCGAGACAGCAGCCUUCGAUGACAUCAUCACAGAAGAGGAGAUUCGGUUUCUUCCCAGUUACCCCUACAGUGAAGACUACUCUAAACCCACGCAGUACAUGAACACACGCUGUCCAGCCUGGUGUGAUCGCAUCCUCAUGUCCCACAACACAAGGGACGUCAUCUACAGGAGAAACGAUGGACAGAAUAACGUCGUGUACAACAUCCUGGGGCAGAAGGUCUGCAUGGGAGACCACAAGCCUGUCUUCUUGUUCUUUGCACUGAAAUCCAACAACCAGUGAUAUAAAAUAUGGACCUAUUAAAGGGUGUGUCCGUGAAAAAGAAGGUUUCCGGAUGGCUGUUAUUCUGCUACAAAAGCUCACAACCUGCGUAGACCUCAAACCACACAAAGGGAGGGGAGGCAGAGAAAUGAUGCAGCCCAGCCCUAGUACAAGUUCUACAUUUUUACAGUUCUCAAGAGAUUUUAGUUUCCUGCUUAGUUUGAGAUUAUCACCAGUCUUCAAACCCUACAGUCAGGGAAUGCACGUGAAUCCACUAGCUUUUUUUUUUUCUUUCAACUUUAUAUCAAUAGCAUGCUCAGUACAAGCUCCAGCUAUACACCGUACACUUCAGAAUUGCACAAGCUGCUCAGUCAACACCCCCCACCCCCACACACACACACUUAUAUUCCGAUGUUAAAUAUACGUUCCUUAGGCUUAUAAACAUUUAUAUAGUACGAGUUUCCGCCGCAUUCCACCAUGGCCGUCGUCUUAAUAUGGGAUCUCUGCUGUGCAGUAAGUCAGACAUGAUCGGAUCGAGAGAAUAUGCACCAGGCAGGGACGAAAUCGAAAGGCCACCAGCAGCGUAUAAAAUAUGGAAAUGCAUCCCAAAGAGACAGAGACAGACUUUUAAAAAUAGCUUCAGUUUGUAGCUACAAACCGCCUUUUAUAUAACAACACCAUAUAAAGCUAAAUGUAAUUGUUUUAUUGUAUUUUUUUGGUGUGAGGGAUGUAGUCAGACGAAACUUUUUUGACUGACCUUUUUAGAAAUAAGUCGCCUUAGUUUCCAUUUUCCGCUAUAUGUUUAUAUGUAUACACUAUAUGACUGAAGGUUUUUGGACACCUGACCAUCACACCCACAAAGUUAGAAGCACACAGUUGUACAGAAUGUGUCUGUCUUUCUUUACAGUAGAAUUACAAUAUCCCUUUACUGGAACUUAGAAGGCCAAACACUGUUCCAGCAUGAAAAAAAAAUACAAACCCUAUGUACAAAGCGAGCGCCGUAAAGACAUCCUGUGUUAAGUUUAAAGAAGAAGAACUCCUGCACAAAACUCUGACCUCAACCUCACCAAACCUCAAAACCCUGACUGAACCCCAGACCUCAACAUCCAACAUGAGUACCUGAUCCAACUAAUUCCCCACAGCCACGUGCCUUAAUCUAACCGAAAGACUUCGCAGGAAAAUGGAGGUUAUAAUUAAUAUUAAAUAGUGAUCUGAUACACGGUCCAUUAAGCACACGGUUCAACUUUUAGGUGCCUACAAACGUCCAACCAUAUAGUGUAUAUAUACGAAGCCAAGUCUAUGACCAAAUCUUGUAUUGCUUCAUCGUCAUGCUGCUAUAAUGCCUUUACCUUCUGUACUUAACCUUCAUUUAUGAAUAAUCCAGUGGCAAGGUGCGUGCUUAGAAACACAUGUCUUUAGUUGUACUCUACUGAUCUGUGAAUAGUUUAGCAUUUACUCCUUUAUAUAUGAUUUUGUGGUUCUUUAUCCCGCAUUUAUCCUGUUAAUAACACGAAUUAUACUCUG
Messenger RNA from Silurus meridionalis, 3296 nucleotides. It is a transcript of the gene inpp5l, whose product is annotated as inositol polyphosphate-5-phosphatase L. NCBI's taxonomy places the organism in Eukaryota, Metazoa, Chordata, Actinopteri, Siluriformes, Siluridae. The coding region runs from base 606 to 1793 and encodes 395 amino acids. The record is from RefSeq and is a predicted model, not a curated record. Gene Ontology annotation, molecular function: inositol-polyphosphate 5-phosphatase activity. Gene Ontology annotation, biological process: phosphatidylinositol dephosphorylation. The transcript is spliced from 16 exons.